AAAAAAAAAAAAAAAAAAAAAAACAAUACAAUGUCCGAAGCCUACGAGCGCGAGCGCCAGAACAAUGCGCGGCUGGAGGAACUCUCCGCCAAGGUAUCCUCUUUGCGCGGCGUGACGGUAGAUAUAUACGACAAUGCGAGGGCACAAGAUGUCAUCGACCACACUUCCGACACAUUCUCGUCCAUGUCAUCGCAGCUCAAGGGCUCCGCCGGUCGACUAGGUCGCAUGGCCGCGUCGGGGAACAAAGUAGCCAUCCUGAAGCUCUCUAGCAUUCUCGUGGGCAUCUUCAUAGUGCUAUACUAUAUCCUAAGAUGGGUAUUCUAGACGCCUCAUCACGUACGUACGGACAACAUACAGAACAACGAAAACACACAAAGCCGUCGCUCAAACUUUCGUAGAGCGAGUGGAUCUCUCUCUUCCUAAACGAUACGAUACAGUACUUAUAGACCUACCUAGCCCGUGAAACUUCAGUCGUGUGGAGGCUUCAGUGUUACACAAGACUUCGAAUGCCUAUCUACCUGGUGUAUCAAAUGUAGGGUUUCAUGAUACAAAGAAGAAUGGAUGACUGCGCUUAGUUGAACUUGCAGCAGGAAGAAGAAGAAGAAGAAAGGAGGCACGUUUACUCGAGAAUAAGAACCAUUGAGAUGCCUCGCUUUCGGGAUCGAUGUCUACGUGGCACCAGGCAGUCGCUUCCAUAUUGAGAUAUGGAAGGCGAGUUUGCCCAUAUUCAUUUGACAUUGGGUUAACAAAACCCAUAACAUGGCACAGGCGUUAUGGUUUCAGCCUUGUUUACGCAGAAUAAUGAAUGUAACUGUAGCCUAAUUUAUCAAUAUCUACAAG
Molecule: messenger RNA, 840 nt
Organism: Hypoxylon fragiforme
Lineage: Eukaryota; Fungi; Ascomycota; Sordariomycetes; Xylariales; Hypoxylaceae
Exons: 2
Coding region: 31-324 (97 amino acids)
Biological process (GO): intra-Golgi vesicle-mediated transport
Source: RefSeq, a predicted model, not a curated record